GCGUCGUGGCUUCAAAUGAUCUCGAUUUAAUCAUCUUUACUCUCGGUAAAUUAAUAUUUAAAAAAAAUAUUAAAAUACAUAAAAUUAAUUAAAUUAAUAUUACAACAUUAAUUAAUUUAAUUUAUAUUUUAAUUAAAAUAAUUAAGAGUGUAUUUGCAAAUUUUUGUGACGUUGUUACAUUAUUUUUUGUUUGAUUGAUUUAUUGUUUUAAUUUUAAUAAGUGUUUUAAUAAAUUUAAUUAUUAUUAAAUAUAAUUAUUAUUUAUUUAUAUUUAAGAUACUUUUUUAAGAUGAUUUUUUGGUGUUAUGGCGGGAAUUUGUGAAUAUAAAAUUAGAUUUUUAAAAAAGGAUAUACAUUAUUGGACUGCAAUUAAAAGUUGCAGAACUUGUUUAUGUUAUUUAUAUUUUUUUUAAGUUUGAAAAAUAUUCAUUAAUCGUGUGUAUGUGAAUAAAUAAUCAAGACGAAUAUCAUUAAUUUGUUUUAUUAAAAACAUUUUUAAGUAUAAAAAGAAAAAAAAAAAACAUUUUCAAGUUUAGAAAAAAACUUUUUUAAAAAUUUUUUAUCCAGUGAAAAAUAUAUUGUGAUAAUAAUAUUUUUUUCAAUAUUAUUUAUUGUGUUUUUGUAUUGUUUUUAUUUUUCAAAUAACAUUAUAAAGAGAAAAUCAAGUGAUUUUAAAUUUUACAAAUUUUUUUCUUUUGCAUUUAUAAAUAUCAUUGGCUAAUUUUACAUUUAAUGGCACCGGAUUUUGAGAAGAAACGAGAACCACGAAGGGUUGGAGCUGGUUAUAUACAAUCAAAUAUAGAUAAAGGGAUGAUUUUGCAAAAAUUUUCCAAUAAUCCUUUAUCUGAUUAUUAUCUUUAUGGUAAUGUUGGUGGAGGGACACCGUUACUAGCAAGUUCGAUUACAACAAAUUCGAGUCAUCAUAAUACAAGGAGAUUUUCUCAUCAACGUCAACAACAACAACAAAAUAUUGAACAACAACAACAACAACAACAGCAACAGCAACAACAAGUACAUCAGCAUCAUUCACCAGCUAGAUCACCAUUAGCUGCAUUAAGCAGUUAAUAAUUAUUAAUUUUAAUUUUAGUCUUGGAAUAACGGUGCAAUUGGUGAAGAAGAUAGUAAACGUCGUAAAAUGGAUAUUAAACUUGAAUCUGAAGAUGCAAAUUUUACAUUUCCUGAAGUAACUAAAAAUGGUAGUGGUAGAACAACAGAUAAUAAAAUAAUACGUAGUACAAAUGUUGGUACAACAAGAACAAAUAAUAAUGGAAGCGUUGGAAGAGUUAUUGGUGUUACAAGACCACGUUCAUCACCAGGUGUUUAUGGAAAAAGACCAUCAACAACUCAUCAAGGUCCCAUCACACUUACCUCGCAACUUUGUACGUGUCCGCGUUGCGAUCGCCUCUUUUAAAUCCAAGUGUUUCGAGAGAUGGAAAAAUACAAUUACAAAUAAUGUGUCAACCAGAACAACAACAUCGUGCACGUUAUCAAACAGAGGGUUCACGUGGUGCUGUUAAAGAUCGUACUGGUAAUGGUUUUCCAACUGUACGUUUACUUGGUUAUGAUAAACCAACAUCAUUACAAGUAUUUAUUGGUACUGAUCUUGGACGUGUUGCACCACAUAUGUUUUAUCAAGCAUGUCGUGUUAGUGGUAAAAAUUCAACACCAUGUAUUGAAAGAAAAGUUGAUGGUACUAUUGUCAUUGAAGUUGAUAUGGAUCCAACAAAAGAUAUGCUUGUAACAUGUGAUUGUGUUGGUAUAUUAAAAGAACGUAAUGUUGAUGUUGAACAUAGAUUUCCACAAGAAGCUAAUUUAUUACAAGGUAGAAGUAAAAAAAAAUCAACACGUUGUCGUAUGGUAUUUCGUACACCAAUUACAAAUACUGAUGGUACCAUUGAAACACUACAAGUUUGUUCACAGCCAAUUGUUUGUACACAACCACCAGGUAUACCAGAAAUAUCUAAAAAAUCAUUGACAUCAUCACCAUGUACUGGUGGUAUUGAAUUAUUUAUAUUAGGAAAAAAUUUUCUAAAAGAUACAAGAAUUGUAUUUCAAAUUGAUAAUGAAGUUACAAAUAAUGUACUUGAACAACAUUGGGAAUGUUCAGUAAUACCAGAUAAAGAAUUUCUUCAACAAACACAUUUAGUUUGUAUUGUACCACCAUACAGAAGACAAGAUCUUACAUUAAAUGAAACAAUAUGUGUUAAAUUAUAUGCAAUAUCAUCUGGUAAAACAAGUGAACCACAUAAUUUUUUUUACACAGCAACAUCAACACCACCUGGACCAACAAUUGGUAAAAUUGAAACAACAAUAAUUAAUAAUAAUAAUAAUAACAGUAAUGAUAAUAAUGCUACAGCAUUAUCACCAUCAAAUGUACCAACGCUAAUAACAACAAAUACAAAUGUAACAACAAAUUUUUUAACAAAUUUAUCAUCACCAUCAGCAAUACAAUCACCAACUCAUCAAUCAUCAUCAUCAUCAUUAGCAACAACAGCAACAACAGAUAUAUUAAAUAAUAAUAAUGAUUCAACAACAGCAACAACAAUAUCACCAGUUGUUGCUAAUCAAGUAGCACCAUUAAUGAUAUGGACAAAUCAAACAGCUUCAAUACCACCAGUAGAAACAACUACAACAACAACAACACCACCAACAGAUAUUAUGAUGCCACCACCAUCACAAACACAAAAUAAUAUUAUAACAAAUUCAUUAUUAAAUCGUCGUUCAUCAACAAAUCAUCAAAUAAUAAUACCUGAUAAUUUAAAAUCUGAAUUACUUGAUGAUAAUAGUGAAAGUAGUAUGGUAAGUGAUACAAGUAUACAAAGUAUAACAACAACAACAUCAAAUGGUAAUUCAAAUACAAGUCCAAUGCAUCAAUUAGUUAAUGAUAUUGAUGCAACAAUUGAUUCAACUUCGCAAAAUAAUUUAUUAAGAACAGUAACAACAUUACAAACCAAAGAUACAAAUGUUGGAUUAUUAAAUGUUGUUGAUAUUAUUAAUAAUCAAACACAAGUUGACAUUUUAAAUUCACAUACCAAUAAUAAUAACAAUAAUAGUAACAGUAAUAAUAAUAAUAAUAGUAAUAAUAAUACCAAUAACAAUAUUAAUAGAGAUACAUCACCAAUAUUAACAAAUGAUAAUGUAACAAAUACAUCAUUAUCUGGUGUUGUUGAUUUACGUAUGAAACAACAUGAAUAUGAUACACUAAGUAAUUUUACAACAACACCUGUUGGACAACCAUUGCCAAAUCAAAGUAGUCAAUGUAUUGAAAAAUAUUUAAAUCAUAUUGAAUCAACAAAUAAAACUAAUAAUAAUAACAACAAUAAUAAUAAUCAAGAUAGUAAUUAUGUUGUUGAUACAAUGCAACAACGUGCAUCAAUAAUAUCAAGUACAAGAGAACAACAGCAACAGCAGCAGCAACAACAACAACAGCAACAACAAGAAAAUGAUACAAAUAAUUUAUUAGCACCAAAUCAAGCAACAGUUAAACUUGAUGAAUUAGUUAAUUCAGCUGUUGAUUCACAUCAAAUGAUACAAUCAAUGGAUACAAUAACAACAAAUACAAAUUCACCAUUAACAAAUGUUGAUACAAUGACAAAUUCACAACAGCAACAACAACAAAAUAAUCAUUCAAAUUCAACAAUACCAGUUAAAACAAUGUUACUUGAAGUAUUAUUACCAACUCCAAUGGUUACAUCAAAUACUGAUACAAUAACAUCAUCAACAAAUGAUGUUACAACAGAUAAUAGUAAUUUAUUAACAACAAUAAAUGUUGGAUUACAUCAAACAAUGCAAGAUAAUAAUGUAACAACAGUUAAUGUUAAUACACAUGAUUUAUUACAAGUUACAAAUGAACCAAUACAACAAAUGCCAAUGAGUCAACAGGAUGUUGUUAUGCAACAACAAGUACAAGUUGAACAAGUUGUUGCUCAUGCACAACAACAAGUUGAACAAGUUGUUGCACAAGUACAACAACAAGCAGCACAUACUGUACAACAAGCACAACAACAAGUAUUUCAUCAAGUUUAUCAACAUACACAAGUUGUACAACAAGCUGUACAACAAGUACAAGCAGCACAACAGGUACACUCAGUACCAGCUGUACAACAAGCAGUACAACAAGCAACAAAUGAAGUUGUACAACAAGCAGUACAACAAGCAACACAUGAAGUUGUACAACAAGUACAAGCUGUACAACAAGCAGUACAACAAGCACAAGCAGCACAAGCAAUGCAACAAGCUGUACAACAAGAUAUUGGAUCAAUGUUAAAUCAACCAGCUGGUUUUGUUGCUGAAGCAAGUAGUGCACUUGCUAAUGGUGCAUCACAAGAACCAUGUCAACAACGUUUAACAAAUGCUGCUGAACAAGCUAUAACAAAUGUCAUAACAAAUGCAACACAAGAUAUUAUUAAUAAUCGUCCAUUAUCAACAACAACAGCACAAGCUAUUAUUGCAACUAAAAAUAUAUUAAAUAGUGUUGCAACACAAAGUGCACAAUUAAUGAAUAAUGCUAUGAAUGAAAUAUUACCAAAAUCACCAUCAAAUAAUGGAACAAGUAUUGUUGAACAAGUUGCUAGAAAAUCACCACCAAUAAAUAUACCUGUUACGACAAAUCAUCAUGUUGUUAAUGAUACAAAUAUUACAAAUACAGUAUCAACAACAAAUGUACAAAUACAAAAUGUUGGUAGAAAAACUGAUGAUACUGGUACAAUGCUACCACAAGAAUUAACAUCAAUGUCUGAACAUGAUCUUUUGAGUUAUAUUAAUCCAAGUUGUUUUGAUCAAGGUUCAUUUCUCAUGUAAAAAAAUGUAACGAAACAGUCAUUUUUUUUUUUAGUAAUUUCUGGGUAAUUCUCAUGAUUUGUUAAAAUAUUCAUAAUUAUUAUUAUUACUACUGGGAAAUUUUAUUUUCAAACUUUUUUUUUUUUUGUUAAACAUUUAUUUCUUUUUUAAAUUAUCGUUUUCAAUUAUUAUUAUUUUUAUUGAUUAUUUAAGUUAAAGACGGGCGUUUGGGAAAAACGUGACGAAAAAAAAAAAAAAAAUUACAAAAUUGUUAUUAAUAUUAUUUUUGAAUUAUUUUUAAGUAUUUUUAUUUUUAAAUAUUAUUUGAAAAAAUUUGUAUCAUCUGCCAGCCUAUAUCAAGGUGCCUUUAAAUAUUAAUUAUAAAUUGG
Molecule: messenger RNA, 5168 nt
Organism: Aphidius gifuensis
Lineage: Eukaryota; Metazoa; Arthropoda; Insecta; Hymenoptera; Braconidae
Gene: NFAT
Product: nuclear factor of activated T-cells 5
Exons: 5
Coding region: 1453-4800 (1115 amino acids)
Biological process (GO): regulation of transcription by RNA polymerase II
Cellular component (GO): transcription regulator complex
Molecular function (GO): RNA polymerase II cis-regulatory region sequence-specific DNA binding; transcription factor binding; DNA-binding transcription factor activity, RNA polymerase II-specific
Source: RefSeq, a predicted model, not a curated record